Lolium perenne is the source of this 1679-nucleotide messenger RNA. RefSeq names its product thaumatin-like protein 1. The record is from RefSeq and is a predicted model, not a curated record. NCBI's taxonomy places the organism in Eukaryota, Viridiplantae, Streptophyta, Magnoliopsida, Poales, Poaceae.
AAAUGGACAACCGACACCAUGCCGCCCUCGCAAAAUUCGUACUCCUUCGCUGUGACGAAACGAGAAAUCCCCCAGCUCCAGGCCCCCGUCGCAGCAUUAAUUUGACUCCCCUGUGACGAGACGAGAGGACAUCAAGCAAAUCUACGCAAGAAAGGCGCCAUCAUUCCGAUCCGGCUCGGCCGCUCAUCUCGCCGGCCGACCACGGACUUCGGCGUCGCAAAAGAUCUGCUGAGCCGCGAGGCGUACGGGCAGUGGCCGCGCUAGGGCGUGCCCACUUCGCCCCCAGCUCCCCCUGUCCCCCUCUCUCCUCCUAGCCGCCAGCUCGCCAGUGGAGGAGGUAAAGCUCCCUAGUCUCCACAUCAGACCUAGGUAAGCUCCUCCUCUCCGGCUCCGGGCAGCCAAGGCAGAAACGCGGCUUCCCCUGAUUACUUCCGCGCUUGAUUCGAGAGCAACUCGUCGAAUUGAGUGCCUCCCAUGGCUCCGCCGUCUCCGCUCCUCAGCUCCCCGGCGUCGAUCGUCGUCCUCCUCCUCCUCGCCUUCUUCCAAGGGCCCGUGGCGGGCGCCAUCACGUUCACCUUCGCGAACCGGUGCACGGACACGGUGUGGCCGGGGCUGCUCUCGGGCUCGGGCUCGCCGCCGCUGGAGACCACCGGCUUCGCGCUGCCGCCGGGGCAGUCGCGCUCGCUCUACGGGCCCACGGGGUGGUCGGGCCGCUUCUGGGGCCGCUCCGGCUGCGACUUCGACGGCCGCGGCAAGGGCACCUGCGCCACGGGCGACUGCGGGUCCGGCGAGGUCGAGUGCCGCGGCGCCGGGGCCACCCCGCCCGCCACGCUCGCCGAGUUCACCCUCGACGGCGACGGCGGCAAGGACUUCUACGACGUCAGCCUCGUCGACGGCUACAACCUGCCCAUGCUCGUGCAGCCGUCCUCGCCGGGAUGCCCCGACACCGGCUGCCUCGUCGACCUCAACGAGCGCUGCCCCUCCGAGCUCAGCUCCGCCGGCGGCCGCGCCUGCCGCAGCGCAUGCGAGGCCUUCGGCAAGCCAGAGUACUGCUGCAACGGCGCCUACGCCACCCCGGACACGUGCCACCCCUCACAGUACUCGCAGCUCUUCAAGAGCGCAUGCCCAAAGUCCUACAGCUACGCAUACGACGACGGCACAUCCACCUUCACCUGCAACCACACCGAUUACACCAUUACCUUCUGCCCACAGUCAAAUCCAAACAGCGGAAAGGGCAAGCAUGCGUUGCGGAGGCCGAGCCAUGAGCAGCUCGAAGACGACGUGUGGCUGGGGAGCUUGAAGAAAACCAGCGGCGCCGGUGCUCUCGGCGCCUCAUCAUGGUCCGCGUCUGGAGCUUUCCAGACCACCCUAGCAAUUGCAGUGAUGAUCAUGCUUUCCAUAGCGGAGGCGCAUCCUCUCUUUGGGUUUCUAUGACCGGAGGACAAGGUAGGCGGUUCUUCAUCUGUAGGAGCAAUCCGAAUAGUUGUUCUCGGAUCAGAGCAAUAGGGGAGGAGACGCGGAGAGCAUGUUCUUUACGCCCUUUUUGCUUGUUGGUAAAGAAUGCGAGGCGUCCUCAAGUUGCCGACUCUAGGAGUUCUGCUAGUGGUAUUUCACAUUGCUUUAUUGCCUUUUCAAAAACAUUGUUCUCUGAAUUAUAUAUUAUUCUUUUUUGUGCAUAA